AUGAAGUACCAUUUCCCUGCUAAGAACCUUUUCCUUGCCCUUUUGUUGUUAGAGGCAAUCUGUGUGGGUCUGAGCAAUCGAUUGCCAUACUUCAUAAAUUAUUUCUUCGACACAUACCUGUUGAUCAAUGAAGAUACUCCAGUAGGUUCAUCAGUGACACAGCUGCUUGCUCGUGACCUAGACAAUGAUCCCCUCGUAUAUGGAGUUGUAGGGGAGGAAGCUAGUCGAUUCUUUGCCGUGGAAAGCCUGACUGGAGUCGUGUGGCUGAGGCAACCAUUGGACAGAGAGACUAAGUCAGAAUUCACGGUUGAAUUUUCUGUCAGCGACAGCCAAGGGGUUAUCAAAGGGUCAGUGAAUAUCCAAGUGGGAGAUGUCAAUGACAAUGCACCAAGAUUUCACAAUCAGCCAUACAGUGUCCGCAUCCCUGAGAACACACCCGUGGGAACUCCAAUUUUCAUAGUGAAUGCCACAGAUCCAGAUCAGGGUGCUGGUGGAAGUGUGCUUUAUUCUUUCCAGCCUCCAUCCAACUUCUUUGCCAUUGACAGUGGCCGUGGGAUUGUGUCAGUCAUCCGAGAACUGGAUUAUGAAGUCACACAGGCCUAUCAGCUUCAGGUUAAUGCUACAGACCAGGAUAAAACCAAGCCCCUCUCCACUCUGGCUAAUCUUGCAAUCACCAUCACAGAUGUACAAGAUAUGGACCCAGUCUUCAUUAACCUGCCCUACAGCACAAACAUCUACGAGAAUUCUCCUCCCGGUACAACUGUUCGUAUGAUAACUGCAAUUGACCAGGACAAAGGACGCCCCAGAGGUAUUGGAUACACAAUUGUGUCAGGUAACACCAACAGUAUCUUUGCUCUGGACUACAUCAGUGGUGCUCUAACUCUGAAUGGACCACUGGACCGAGAAAAUCCUUUCUACAGCGCUGGGUUUAUUCUCACAGUGAAGGGAACCGAACUGAAUGAGGACCGCAUGCCAUCCAAUGCAACAGUGAUUACUACCUUCAACAUUCUUGUCAUUGAUAUAAAUGACAAUGCACCUGAGUUCAACAGUUCAGAGUAUAGUGUGGCCAUUCCUGAAUUGGCCCAGGUGGGCUUUGCUCUUCCGCUUUUCAUCCAAGUGCAGGAUAAAGAUGAGGGACUCAACAGCGUUUUCGAAGUGUACCUGGUGGGAAACGACUCCAACCAUUUUAUCAUCUCCCCAACUUCAAUUCAAGGAAAGGCGGACAUCCGGAUUAGAGUUGCAGUGCCACUGGAUUUUGAGACCAUCCCUCGCUAUGAAUUUUCUCUGUUUGCAAAUGAGAGCAUACCAGAUCACGUAGGCUUUGCACGGGUGAAGAUCAACCUUAUCAAUGAGAACGACAACCGGCCAAUUUUCAGCCAAGUCCUGUACAAUAUCAGCCUAUUUGAGAAUGUCACGGUGGGAACUACAGUUCUGAGAGUCCUGGCAACAGACAAUGAUGUGGGCUCUUAUGGAAAGGUCAACUACUAUUUCAGUGAUGAUCCUGACAGAUUCUCAUUAGAUAAGGACACAGGCAUAAUCACACUGAUCGGUCGGCUUGAUUUUGAGACAACCCAACGCUAUACUUUGACGGUCAUUGCCAGAGAUGGAGGUGGAGAAGAGACAACAGGAAGAGUCAGGAUCAAUGUUCUGGAUGUGAAUGACAAUAUCCCCACUUUCCAAAAGGAUUCCUAUUUGGGGGCUCUGCGGGAAAACGAGCCUUCAGUCACUCAGGUGGUCCGUGUGAGGGCAUCAGAUGAAGAUUCUCCUCCAAACAACCAGAUCACUUACAGCAUUGUAUAUGCUUCUGCUUUCCGAAGCUACUUUGACAUUACUUUGUCUGAAGGUUAUGGAGUGAUCAGUGUUGUCCGCCCUCUGGAUUAUGAGCAAGUUCUCAAUGGUGUAAUUUUUUUGACUGUGAUGGCUAAGGAUGCAGGCCUGCCACCACUCAACAGCACUGUCCCCAUCACCAUUGAAGUGUUUGAUGAAAAUGACAACCCUCCUACAUUCAGCAAGCCCUCCUAUGUCAUCACAGUCAUGGAGGAUAUCAUGGCAGGAGCAACAGUGCUGUUUCUGAAUGCCACUGAUUCUGACCGAUCAAGAGAAUAUGGCCAGGAAUCUAUUAUCUACUCUCUGGAAGGAUCUUCACAUUUUCGUAUUAAUGCCCGCUCAGGAGAAAUCACUACAACAUCUUUAUUGGACCGGGAAGCUAAAGCAGAAUAUAUAUUGAUUGUGCGGGCAGUGGACGGUGGUGUGGGUCACAACCAGAAAACUGGCAUUGCUACUGUAAACAUCACUUUGCUGGACAUUAAUGAUAACUAUCCAGUAUGGAAGGAUGAGCCAUACUUCAUUAAUCUGGUGGAGAUGACCCCUCCAAACUCUGAUGUCACUACAGUGGUUGCUUUUGACCCAGACCUGGCAGAAAAUGGCUCCCUUGUCUACAGCAUCAGACCACCAAACAAAUUCUACAGUCUUAACAGUACCACAGGGAAGAUUCGGACAACAGGGGUUGUGUUGGACAGAGAAAAUCCAAACCCUCAGGAAGCUGAGCUCAUGAGAAAGAUUGUGGUCUCUGUUACUGACCGUGGAAGGCCACCAUUACGUGCCACCAGCAGUGCCACUGUAUUUGUGAAUUUGCUAGAUCUCAACGACAAUGAUCCCACUUUCCAAAACUUACCUUUUGUCACCGAGAUUCCUGAAGGCCUUCCAGCAGGCUCCUCUGUCUUUCAGGUGGUAGCCCUUGAUCUUGAUGAAGGCUUCAACGGUCAAGUAGCAUAUAGGAUGCAGGUGGGCAUGCCCAGGAUGGACUUUGUCAUCAACAGCACCAGUGGUCUUAUCAACUCCACAGCUGUGCUGGACAGGGAAAGGAUCGCCGAAUACUACCUGAGGGUGGUGGCAAGUGACGCAGGAGUGCCUUCCAAAAGUUCUACAAGCACACUCACCGUCCGAGUUUUAGAUGUGAAUGAUGAGAACCCUACCUUCUUCCCAGCGGUCUACAAUGUAUCUCUUCCAGAAAAUAUACCUCGUGAUUUCAAAGUGGUUCGCCUGAACUGCACCGAUGCUGACGAGGGCCUCAAUGCUGAGCUCAGUUAUUUCAUCACAGGUGGCAACCAGGAUGGAAAAUUUAGUGUUGGCUUUAGAGAUGGCGUAGUUAGAACCGUAGUCAACCUGGACAGAGAAACCAUGUCAUCUUAUACACUCAUCCUAGAGGCCAUUGAUAAUGGCCCCACUGGCAAGCGGAGGACUGGGACAGCAACUGUACGUGUCACUGUGUUGGAUGUGAAUGACAACCGACCAAUCUUUCUUCAGAGCAGCUAUGAAGCUACUGUUCCUGAGGACAUCCCAGACUACAGCAGCAUAGUGCAGGUAAAGGCCACAGAUGCAGAUGAAGGUGUAAAUGGCCGUGUAUGGUACAGGAUUGUCAAGGGAAACAAUUAUAAUAACUUCCGGAUCAAUCCCAGCAGCGGACUCGUCAUGCGAGGUUUACGGCCUCUGGACAGAGAACGCAAUUCCUCUCAUGUCCUUGAAGUGGAAGCCUAUAAUAGUGAACAAGGACCAAUGAGGAGCUCUGUGAGGGUAAUAGUCUAUGUGGAAGAUGUCAAUGAUGAAGUGCCAGUAUUUACUCAAAGGCAAUAUAACCGGCUGGGUUUACGAGAGACUGCUGGGAUUGGGACAUCUGUUGCAGUUGUCCGGGCAACCGAUCGAGAUAUAGGAAAUGGAGGUCUGGUGAAUUACAAAAUUGUUUCCGGUUCUGAGGGGAAAUUUGAAAUUGAUGAAAGCACUGGGCUCAUUACCACAAUUGACUACCUGGACUACGAGACAAAAACCAGCUAUUUGAUGAAUGUCUCAGCUACAGAUCAAGCCCCUCCCCGCAAUCAAGGCUUCUGCAGUGUCUAUGUCAGCCUUCUCAAUGAACUAGAUGAAGCUGUACAGUUCUCAAACACCACUUAUGAGGCAGUCAUCACAGAGAACAUUCCCUUGGGCUCUGAAGUGCUGCGUGUCCAGGCCCGCUCCAUUGACAACCUUAACCAGAUCACAUACAAGUUUGACCCCAAUACUAACGCCCAAGCUCUGGCUUUGUUCAAAAUAAAUGGAAUCACUGGUGUGAUCACAGUCAAAGGACAAGUGGAUCGAGAGAAGGGAGAUUUCUACACUCUAACUGUUGUUGCAGAUGAUGGAGGUCCAAAGCUUGACUCAACAGUGAAGGUUACUAUCACCAUCCUGGACGAGAAUGACAAUAGCCCACAGUUUGACAUUACUUCUGACUCCUCUGUCAGCGUGCCAGAGGACAGUUCAGUUGGACGUCGAAUUGCCCUAGUUCUGGCCAGGGACCCCGAUGCAGGAAGCAAUGGGCAGGUUGUGUUUUCUCUGGUGUCAGGAAACAUGGGCAGGGCCUUUGAAAUACGUACAACGAACAAUACCUAUGGAGAAGUAUUUGUGGCCAGACCUUUGGACCGGGAACUAAUGGAGCAUUACACGUUAAAGAUUCAGGCAACUGACAAAGGUGUUCCACCUCGAAGGAAAGAACACACCUUAAGAGUUAAUAUACUGGAUGUUAAUGAUAAUCCCCCAGUCAUUGCAAACCCAUAUGGCUACAAUGUUAGCAUUUAUGAGAAUGUGGGUGGAGGCACUGCUGUUGCUCAGGUGCAAGCCACUGACAGGGACAGUGGCCUCAAUAGUGUCCUCUCCUACUACAUCACUCAAGGGAAUGAGGAACUGACCUUUCGUAUGGAUAGAGUGACCGGGGAGAUUGCCACCCGUCCUUCGCCUCCAGAUCGUGAGAGGCAACAGUUCUACCAGCUGGUGGUCACUGUGGAGGAUGAAGGCAACCCAGCCCUCUCAGCCACUACUACAGUUUAUGUAACCAUCCUGGAUGAGAAUGACAACGCUCCAGCAUUCCGCCAGCAGCAGUAUGAAGUCACCUUGGACGAGGGCCCGGGCACCCUCAAUGCCAUCCUUAUCACCAUCAAUACGGUGGACCUUGAUGAAGGUCCAAAUGGCACUAUUGCUUAUGCCAUCACGGAGGGGAACAUCAUGGGCACCUUUCACAUAAACAGCACUACGGGGCAAAUCCGCACCAUGAAGGAGCUGGACUAUGAAAUCAGUCAUGGGCGUUACACACUGAUAGUCACUGCCACAGACCAGUGCCCAGUCCCUUCACGCCGGCUCACGUCCACCACAACGGUGCUAGUGAACUUGAAUGAUAUCAAUGACAACCAACCAACAUUCCCACGUUCUUAUGAAGGGCCUUUUGAUAUCACUGAAGGUCAGCCAGGCCCAAGAGUGUGGACUUUCCUGGCCCACGAUGGAGACUCGGGGCCCAAUGGACAAGUAGAGUACAGCAUCAUAGCAGGAGACCCCCUUGGAGAAUUCGUGAUCUCUCCUGUGGAAGGAGAGCUGCGCGUGCGGAAGGAUGCGGAGCUUGAUCGUGAAAACAUUGCUUUCUAUAACCUCACCAUUGUGGCCAAGGACAGAGGAGUGCCACCUCUCAGCUCCAGUGUCAUGGUGGGAGUGCGUGUUCUGGACAUAAACGAUAAUGAUCCUGUCCUUCUAAACUUACCAAUGAAUCUCACUCUCAGUGAAAAUGCACCCAUUUCCAGUGUCGUCACCCGCAUCUUUGCCAAUGAUGCUGACAGUGGCAGGAAUGCUCUUUUAACUUUUAGCAUCACAGCAGGAAAUACAGACAAUGCUUUUUACAUCAAUGGCACCCCUGGCAUAGUGUAUGUAAACCACCCAUUGGAUAGGGAGCGGGUGUCAGAAUAUAGACUGACAGUGGCAGUGAAGGAUAAUCCAGAAAAUGCACGUAAUGCAAGACGGGAUUUUGACUUGCUGGUGAUUUUAGUGGCAGAUGAAAACGAUAACCACCCCCUCUUCACUCAGAGUUCCUACAAGGCUGAGGUGCUGGAGAACUCAGCACCAGGAACCCAUCUCACAGUCCUUAAUGGGCCAAUUCUAGCUCUGGACAAUGACCAGGGUAUCAAUGCAGUGGUGACAUAUCAGUUGCUUGGAACAGCAGCGGAUCUCUUCAUCAUCAACAACAAAACAGGUAUCAUUCUGGUGAAGCCAGGACUGCUGAUAGACAGAGAAGCCUUCUCAAAUCCAAGAAUAGAAUGUCUGCUUGUUGCAAUGGAUAUUGGCAAACUGAACAGCACUGCUACCCUCACAGUGACCAUUCUGGAUGACAAUGACAACCGGCCAACCUUUCAUCCAGCUGUGUUGACCACUCGACUGCUGGAAAACAGCCCUCCAGGUUUUUCUGUCCUUCAGGUAACAGCGACUGACCUUGAUAGUGGCCUCAACCAGCUGCUGAACUAUCGGAUUGAAAGUGGAGCUCAAGAUAAAUUUUUGAUCAAUGCCGACAUGGGAGUUAUCAGUGUGGCCAACACUACCAUAGACAGAGAAGAAAAAGACAACUACCGUUUGACAGUGGUUGCCAUGGACCGAGGUACACCAUCUCUCUCAGGCACAGCCACCGUAAACAUCCUCAUUGAUGAUAUUAAUGACUCUCAGCCUGAGUUCCUCAAUCCCAUCCAGACCGUCAGCAUACCUGAAUCAGCUGCUAUAGGUACAGUUGUGGCUGAAGUGACAGCAAUAGACAGAGAUCUCAACCCUCGGCUGGAAUAUUACAUCCUUGAAAUCGUGGCCAAAGAUGACACAGAUGCUGUAGUGCCAGACCAGCAAGGAGCUUUUGCCGUGGACUUUAGAACAGGAGCUGUGAAAGUUAAGUCCACUCUCAACCGAGAACUGGUGGCUACUUACGAAGUUACAGUCUCUGUCUAUGACAAUGCCAGUGAUGUGGUUGAACGCUCAGUUAGUGUGCCAAAUGCAAAAUUGACAGUAAACGUGUUGGAUGUCAAUGAUAACGCCCCUCGCUUCCGCCCUUUUGGGGCAACGUUCUUCACAGAGAAGAUCCUGGAAGGAGCUACUGCAGGAACUACCCUGAUAUCUGUGUCUGCUGUAGAUCCAGAUAAAGGUGCUAACGGGCAGAUCACCUAUAAGUUGCUAAACCUUUCGCCUGAGGGAUACGUCCAGCUUGAAGACAUCUCAGCAGGAAAGGUAGUUUCCAACCAAACAUUGGAUUAUGAAGAGGUACAGUGGCUGAAUUUCACUGUUCGGGCCUCAGACAAUGGGAUUCCACAGAGAUCAGCUGAAAUACCAGUAUAUUUAGAAAUUGUGGAUAUCAAUGACAACAAUCCCAUCUUCACCCAGCAGUCCUACCAGAAAUCUGUCUUUGAAGAUGUCCCAUUAGGCACUGUAAUUCUGCGAGUCCAAGCCACAGAUGCUGAUGCUGGACGUUUCUCCCAAAUUCAAUACAGCCUGGGUGAUGGAGAGGGCAAGUUUGGGAUCAAUCCCAACACGGGGGAUAUCUAUAUUCUUUCAGCUCUGGAUCGGGAAAAGAAAGAUCAUUAUACAUUGACUGCUGUAGCCAGAGACAAUCCAGGGGACGUUUCUAGUAACCGUCGAGAGAACUCUGUGCAGGUAUUAAUUACAGUCCUGGACAUCAAUGACUGCCGACCUCAGUUUACCAAAAAACAGUACAGUACUAGUGUGUAUGAAAACGAGCCGGCAGGGACAUCUGUCAUCACUAUGACUGCUACUGACCUUGACGAGGGAGGCAAUGGAGUGGUGACAUACAACAUGGAAGGGCCUGGUGUAGAAGCCUUCAAAAUUCACAAAGACUCGGGGCUUAUAACAACACGCAGACGUCUUCAAUCUUAUGAGAGGUUCAACCUGACGGUGGUAGCCACAGACAAAGGAAGACCGCCUCUUUGGGGGACUACCAUGCUCCAAGUGGAUGUUAUUGACAUCAAUGAUAACCGACCGUUAUUUGUCCGGCCCCCCAACGGUACUAUUCUGCACAUUAAAGAGGAAAUCCCUCUGCGAUCCAAUGUGUACGAAGUCUAUGCCACAGACAAGGAUGAGGGCCUCAAUGGAGCUGUGCAAUACACUUUACUCAAAACUGGUGCAGGGAAUAAAGACUGGGAAUACUUCACUAUUGACUCCAACAGUGGGCUUAUUCAGACAGCAAUGAGGCUGGACCGAGAGAAGCAAGCUGUAUACAGUUUGAUCAUUGUGGCAUGUGAUCAAGGGCAACCACCAUAUGAGACCAUGCAGCCCCUCCAAGUGGCGCUGGAUGAUAUUGAUGACAACGAACCUGUCUUCAUGAGGCCGCCUAAAGGGAGUCCUCCUUAUCAGGUGCUUUCCAUGCCAGAACACUCCCGCCCCCAUACUAUUGUGGGGAAUGUCACUGGAGCAGUUGACGCUGAUGAGGGUUCCAAUGCUAUUGUCUAUUACUUCCUUGCAGCUGGCAAUAAAGAAAACAAUUUCCAACUGAGCCGGGAAGGAAAAUUGCAGGUUUUGCGGGACUUGGACCGAGAAAAAGAGACUUUCUACUCUGUCAUUGUCAAAGCCUCAAGCAACAGGAACUGGACGCCUCCCCAGGGUCGCCGAGCAGCCAGGAUCCAAGCCAUGGACCUCAGCACUGACCCGACCCUCCAAGAAGUACGGAUCUUUCUAGAAGACAUUAAUGACCAGCCUCCCCGGUUCACCAAGUCAGAAUACACUGCAGGGGUUGCAACUGAUGCAAAGGUGGGUUCCGAGCUGAUCAAGCUUGUUGCACUGGAUGCUGAUGUGGGGAACAAUAGCCUAGUCUUAUACAGCAUUUUGGGGAUACGCUACAUCAAGCAACAUUCAAACGAUUCUGAAGAGGUGGCCAACAUUUUCAGCAUUGGUAACCUAGAUGGGAUCCUUCGAACCUUUGACCUCUUCACUGCAUACAACCCUGGCUAUUUUGUGGUGGACGUGAUGGCCUCCGACCUGGCUGGUCACAACGACACUGCUGUUGUAGGAAUCUACAUCCUGCGGGAUGAUCAGCGGGUAAAGAUUAUAAUCAACGAGAUCCCAGAUAAAGUGCGGCAAUUUGAGGAAGAGUUCAUCAGCCUGUUGUCAAAUAUCACAGGGGCCAUUGUCAAUACAGAUGAUGUGCAGUUCCAUGUUGACAAAAAGGGCCGUGUGAACUUUGCCCAAACAGAAUUGCUGAUUCAUGUGGUGAACCGGGAAACUAAUCGGAUUCUGGAUGUAGAACGAGUAAUCCAGAUGAUUGAUGAGAAUAAAGAGCAGCUGCGGAAUCUCUUCAGGAACUACAAUGUCCUGGAUGUGCAACCUGCCAUCACUACGAGGGCUCCAGAUGACCUGUCAGCACUGCAGAUGGCAAUAAUCAUUCUGGCUAUUCUCCUCUUCCUGGCAGCCAUGUUGUUUAUCCUCAUGAAUUGGUACUACAGAACAGCACACAAAAGAAAACUGAAAGCAAUUGUGGCUGGUUCCACAGGUCUGAAAAAAGAUGGGUGGACAACACAGAAAUCACUGGAGUGCAACAGGUUGGCAACAACAUCAUCUGGAUUCUCCAUAAAAAGUAACCGAGGUUUUAUGGACAUCAUGGAUAUGCCAAAUACAAAUAAAUAUUCCUUUGAUGGAGCAAACCCUGUCUGGCUGGAUCCUUUCUGCAGAAAUCUGGAACUGGCAGCACAAGCUGAGCACGAGGAUGACCUGCCUGAGAACCUCAGUGAAAUCACAGACCUGUGGAAUAGUCCAGCCAGGACUCAUGGAACGUUUGGGCGAGAGCCGUCCGCUUCCAAACCUGAAGAUGAUCGCUACCUGAGAGCAGCGAUCCAGGAAUAUGAUAAUAUUGCCAAACUGGGCCAGAUCAUGCGAGAAGGGCCCAUCAAGCUGAUCCAGAAUGAUCUGGAUGAGGAGGAGGAGCAAAGAAGUCCAAGCCAAGGGAGCCUUCGUUUCCGGCAUAAGCAGCCCAUUGAGCUCAAAGGACCUGAUGGGAUCCAUGUGGUCCAUGGCAGCACGGGCACUCUCUUAACCUCUGACCUUAACAGCCUCCCUGAGGAUGACCAGAAAGUGCUUGGCCGCUCCUUGGAGACACUGACUGCUGAUGGCGGGGCAUACUGUGACAGGAAUGCCCGCACCGAGUCCGCCAAAUCCACCCCUAUGCACAAGAUGAGGGAAGUUAUCAUGGAGAGUCCGCUGGAAAUCACAGAGUUAUGACUAGAAGUGGCAUCGCUGGUGUAGCACACCAAUAAAAGCCCAGGCCCACACAGACUGUCACUGCAGAAGGGAGAACACCGACCAAGGGACAAACGUGGCAGAAGAGAAAUCAAGAGGCUGAGGUCCCCAGUGCCUGCCCACCAAGCUGCUCCAGAGUAAACCUGACCAAGAUCGCCAAUUGUUCUGUUAUGGCAGCCUUAGAGAACCUCACCUCUAGUAGUGAAGACUCUCAGGACUGUUUGCUUUUACCAGGCAAUCAUACCGUUAAUUUCAUACCUUUUUAAUUUUCUUUUUUAAUUAAAAGGUGUUUAAGGGGGGGAAAGCAGUGGGAGGCCCUGAGGUAAAAAACCUAUGGCUAGAAUUGCAAUAAUCAUGGUGCCAUGUCCCAUCAACAGAACCAGCUAGGUUCUCCACUAUGUCCUGGAUUAUUCCAGUAUAUUCUUCCACCCGCCAACCCCCAAAGUGGUGGUGGGGAAAGAGGGCUGCUAACCAAAUGCAGCUAACAUUAUCCUAGGACUAUCAACUGAUACACAGGGAUUUUGUGACGAACUUGAGGAAGCUCCACAAAUCUCUUUGGUAUUAAUCUGUGUUGGCUCAUUAACAGAAAAAAAGGGGGGGGGACUGAAGCCAUUUCUUCAUUUUCGCUGGUUUACCAAAACACUGCAGCAUCAAAAGCAACAGAAUGACAUUAAUUCAGGUUCUGAACGUAGAGUGUUUGUGUGUAAUUAAAUUUUUUUCCCUCUUUUUGUUUUUGAACAGUGAAGUGUUGAGAGUUUUGGGAUGGUCUAUCAAAGGAACCAGAAAUAUAUUAUACAAGAAUUUGGUUAAUCUGUCUUUUACCUGUCCUACUGAAACUGACGCGCUGAGCCUCUUGGACAUAGAUCUUAGUGGUUGUGUAGGUUAAGUGCACCACACUAUGGGAGCUGAGAAAUCAGAAUUGUGUGCCUCCAUAUACCAGCAUGUAUAUUCCCUCUCUAUAACACUAUCAAGAAAGGAAAUUGGGAGUGUGCCUUAUAUGGAGCUCUGUGUGUCAUGAGUGCACACACAAUCAGUUUGAAUAAAAUUAUGCAAAUUAAGAAAAAUAUUUUGCAUAAUUCCGAUUUCACGAUCUAGCUUCUCAGAAAUUUUUCAGGGAGAGCUAAAGCAUACAGCAAUGAAAAGGAAAGGCUUGAACACAUAGGUGGCAAAGAGCACCAGUUACAUGGAGAAAUUGCAAUGGGAAUUCAAGAACUGUGUAGGAUAUUUAACAUCUUUGGGUACAAUAA
Molecule: messenger RNA, 11315 nt
Organism: Pogona vitticeps (central bearded dragon)
Lineage: Eukaryota; Metazoa; Chordata; Lepidosauria; Squamata; Agamidae
Source: RefSeq, a predicted model, not a curated record